GGUAUAGUCUCUUACCUUAGUUUGUAAAUCAAAGCCUUCGUCUGCGCACGCGACUGUGCGUCAAGCGAAGUUAUUUUAUCACAAUCGUUUUUUUUUUUUAAUAAUUUCGAACCGAUCAUAAUAAAUGUGUUGAAGAUAUAAUUAGUGCUAUAUUGUAUUCAGUCGAAAUGGGAAGAUCAAUAACAUUUAUGCUGCUGGCGGUGUUCGUAUCGUACGCAAACUCCGCACCACAAUUCAUAACAUUCAAGGAAGGAAAGUUAGGAGUCAAUUUUGGUGGUUAUCAUGCUGGUGUUGGCCUCGGUGGCUUAUUAGGUGGUGGUGCUGCCGGUGGACUGUACGCUGAGGCUGGUACCCCUCACGGUCAAUCUGCAAGAGCUGGUCUUGGUGGAGUAGCAAGUGAAAAUGGAGGAACAUCAGGUGGCUUGUAUGCGGGGGCAACUGCUGGUGGAAAUAUCAAGGCAUCAGCCGGCCUCGCUGGAGGAGUCAACUCUGAAAAUGCAGCAGGAGCAGGAUAUGCUUCAGCUCAAGCUGGCAAUCAUUAUGCAGCUUCAGGAAUGGCAGGUGAAUCUUCAGCAGGAGGAACAUCAGAAAUUUUAUUUUCCGGCACUCAGGAUGUUGUUCCAUUACAUCCCGUUCAAGUGAAACCAGUACACAAAAAAAUUCAUACAGAGUUUAACUUUGAUUCUCUCAAUGAAGUACAACCUCUGCCAAAAGCACCUGAAGUGCACACAGAAGUUAAGACUGAAAUCGAAAAAAAAGUUAUACAUGAAAACGUACAACCAGUCAUCGUUAAAGAAGUGAGUAAUGUAUGGAAUCCGGUUAGUGGAACGAGCCAAGGGAUCAACUUAAUAGAUGAUUUCCAAGUUUUUAUAAAUUCCAUUUUUAAUGUGGCGUUUACAGCAGGUAUUAAUCAGCAGUCACGGCUAGUGCCGCAACUUUUUAUUGAUUAUCCUUUAUCUCAGGUUUAUGUCGAACCCAAAACAAAAGUCGUUGAAAAAGAAAUAGUACAUACGCAUUAUAAGCCCCGUCGGCAUCAUUUCCGCAAAACGGCUUUCCUUGGCGGAUAUAUUGGAGGUCAGGGAGAUAUUGUCGGACCGACUGUAUAUAAAAAUGUAGAGCCACAGAUUCAAAAAAGAAUAGAUGUCGAAGCUGAAUCAUCUGGUAAUGCUGGUGCCGCGGUAGAAGGAGGUUUUAAUGGUGGAGCAGGAGGCAGCCACGUAUAUACAAAACAAGUUACUUUUCAAAGAAAUCCUAAUUUCUUUGCAGACAUAUUUAAUAUUCCUAUAUCAACACUAAAGGCUGUUGGUAAUUUUCUAGGAAACACGGCGGCUAACACUAAUAUUUCUGUGCAAAAGAGUGCAACAGUUCAAGCAGAGUCAGACACGAAAUCACUUUCAAACGAUCCACCACUGUCAUCAUCAUCAUCAUCUUCUUCCUCAUCAGCUCAUGUCUCUGUUGAAACACCGAGUGCCUCAAAAUUCUUUGACGAUAUUUUAGCUAUACCCAUCAACACCCUCGGUGCUGUUAAUAAAUUUCUAGAGAAUAAUGUUGCGAACAGGAAAACUGUUCAGGUAGCUGAGGAUGGAUCAGUCGAACCGGCAAGGUCUAGGCGUGGACCUCAUGCAAGAAGGCGAGCUAAUAAACAAGUAAUUGUUAUUCAAGAUGAGACUCCAGAGGAAUCUGAAGCAGUUAAUUAAGGCACAUUUGACGUAAAAUUUUAAAUGUACAUGAUUAAUAAUAUCCCCUAUUUAAGUGCAAUAUAAGUAUUUCUUUUUUACGAUAUAUUAAAACAAUAUUUACUGAAAA
Molecule: messenger RNA, 1806 nt
Organism: Vanessa tameamea
Lineage: Eukaryota; Metazoa; Arthropoda; Insecta; Lepidoptera; Nymphalidae
Exons: 11
Coding region: 168-1697 (509 amino acids)
Source: RefSeq, a predicted model, not a curated record